AUGUCCGGUCAUCAUUAUUAUUAUCGUCGGUGUUUUUCAUUAAAACGAACGAGUGAAUUUGCUCAACAUUGGUUUCGUGAACGUGCAUCAUCCUUAUCACGUCGACAUCAAUCUCUCAAACGUGAUACUUCAUCGACUAUCGAUAUCAGUCAGAAGAACAUUGGCCUAAGAAUGGCCAAAAAAAAUUAUGAUCUUCUAUUUAAAUUAUUAUUAAUUGGUGAUAGUGGUGUUGGUAAAACAUGUAUUUUAUUUCGGUUCUCUGAUGAUUCAUUUAAUUCUUCAUUUAUUUCCACAAUUGGUAUUGAUUUUAAAAUAAAAACAAUCGAACUUAACGGACGAAAGAUUAAAUUACAGAUAUGGGAUACUGCCGGUCAAGAGCGAUUUCAUACAAUUACAACAUCAUAUUAUCGUGGAGCAACAGGAAUAAUGCUUGUUUAUGAUGUAACACAAGCUAGAUCAUUUGAAAAUAUUAAUAAAUGGCUACGUAAUAUUGAUGAUCAUGCAUCCGAUGACGUUGUUAAAAUGCUUAUCGGUAAUAAAUGUGACAUGGACGAUAAACGUUGUAUUACUCGAGCACGCGGUGAAGCAUUAGCACGUGAACAUGGAAUACCAUUUCUGGAGACAUCAGCCAAAAAUAAUAUUAAUAUAGAAAAAGCUUUCUUCGAAAUAUCACGACUUAUAUUAAACAAGACUCCAUUAAAUUCAUCUGAAUCGACAACUGGAGGAUCGAUUGGUGUAUUACAAGGAAAUAAACAAACGAAUCAAUCGAACUGUAUGAAUUGCAUGUAA
Rotaria sp. Silwood2 is the source of this 789-nucleotide messenger RNA. Lineage: Eukaryota; Metazoa; Rotifera; Eurotatoria; Philodinida; Philodinidae. The record is from the annotation of a GenBank genome assembly.